CGUAACAGAGUUGCCAAUAUUAGAGCGGGCAGGUUGGUACAAGUGAUGGAUGCAACAAUGGUAAUUAGCCAGCAGUAACCUAUCAUUGACCCACUUCACUUGCUCGGGGACCUCGUUGUCGAUGUUUCCUCCGUAAUUUCGUGGCGGCACACGAACAAAUCGUAAAUUAUGGUUGGCAAGACGGGCACUGAAGGUGAUGAUAGAUGGGAGCCGAGGUAUGGCAACGACAGUCGACCAUGGCUCCUUGGCUUCUCUGAGAGUCCGCAACCUUCGGUAACCACCACCACACGGGAGACCUUCACUGUUGACUGGCCCGCCAAGCCUCGUACAGAAGGGAUAAGGCGACAGCUGUUACGCAAGGCAUUGUGGGAGCAGACGAGGAGGGAGGUAGCCGAGGAGUUGGAGAGAACAGAUGCACCUCCUGUGACCACUACGGAGUACACGGAGACCUUCAUCAAGGAGGGCUUCACUGCUAAACCCAUCCAGACUGACCCAGAGCUGCAUCGCCGCUACCCCCUGUAUGGUGACUCAGGCCUCAGCGUGUGGAGUGAGCGGUUCCCAAGUCUGCCCGGUGCCACCCGAGCGCCACAAUCUGGGCACCAGUUCCGGCGCUAUGCUGGGUUCACCAAGCCUCUAGACGAGACCCUCGACGAUGACCCACAAGAGCCCAAGUGAACUGAAGAUUAAAUGUUAACUGCUGUGAUAAAUUAUCUCCUUGAAAAUAUUUUAAUUGAUCUGCUUCCUUACAAAAGCAAGUAUUAAUUGAUGACAGGUAUUACAUUAUUGUUCAAAUUUAUUGUGAUAAAAAUUAAAUUGUGUCAUUAAAAUGUAUUGUUCAGUAUAA
Homalodisca vitripennis (glassy-winged sharpshooter) is the source of this 844-nucleotide messenger RNA. RefSeq lists its product as uncharacterized. Bases 169 to 675 code for a protein of 168 amino acids. The transcript is spliced from 4 exons. The record is from RefSeq and is a predicted model, not a curated record. NCBI's taxonomy places the organism in Eukaryota, Metazoa, Arthropoda, Insecta, Hemiptera, Cicadellidae.